Elgaria multicarinata webbii is the source of this 977-nucleotide messenger RNA. Its product is annotated as ras-related and estrogen-regulated growth inhibitor-like protein. The coding region runs from base 38 to 733 and encodes 231 amino acids. The record is from RefSeq and is a predicted model, not a curated record. Gene Ontology annotation, molecular function: GTPase activity; GTP binding. Lineage: Eukaryota; Metazoa; Chordata; Lepidosauria; Squamata; Anguidae. The transcript has 4 exons.
CCCUGGCUGACAGACUGAGCGAAAACAGAUUUUAUCAAUGGUCCUCCGAAUCCCUCUCCGUCGAAGUGCUAGCUUCACUCCAGACCACCAGCCCGUGGUGGAGGGAUCCAUUCCCACGCCACUGAAAAUGGAAGCAAACAUCGUGGUACUUGGAGCAGACCAGGUGGGGAAAUCAGCUUUGACAGUGCGCUUUCUCACCAGGAGGUUCAUUGGAGAAUACGGGGAUAUGGAGUCGAUCUACACCCACACUUUGGCAGUGGAAGGCAAAGAGAUUCUUUUUCACAUUUGGGACUUUCCUUGCUCGCAGGAGCGGACGGACGACAGCUCGUCCGAGGAUAAGCGCGUACAGUGGGCUGACGGCUUUGUCCUGGUCUACAGCAUCUGUGACCGGGCCAGCUUCAACAGCGUCCAGCCCAAGGUCCAGUUCAUCAAGGCGGCCAAAGAAGGGCUGAGCCAGGAGAAAGUGCCCAUUGUCAUUGUGGGGAACAAGCGGGACCUGCAUCAUCGGCGAGCCGUCUCCAGCGAGGAGGGCCGGCUCCUGGCACUCUCCAUGGACUGCGAGUUCUACGAGGUGUCUGCGGCGGAGGCCUAUCAUGGGGCCGUCAUGGUCUUCCACGGACUGGCGGAACGCAUCUGCGAGGCCAAACUGGCCCUGAAGAAAGGCACUGGGAUCCGCAGCAUCGUCAAGAGUGUGUCUGCUGUGUUUGCCCGGAAAAGGACAGACUCGAUGUGAGAUAAGAUGGGCUGGGAAUUUGGGAAUACCGGGGCCUCCGGCUUCCUCUUCCACACAGAGUGGAACAUGUGAUCUCUCUUGCCUCAAGUGAUGUGCCUCCUCAUCCCUCUCACCCCUGUACCUGAGACAGGAAACGGCAGGAUCUUUCCAACCCAAUAGACCUGGGAUGUCAAAACACAAGAGGGGUCAGCCUUCCCACAAGGGAGGAAACACAAUUGUCUCCUGCACCCUGCCCCAAAACCUU